Molecule: messenger RNA, 2887 nt
Organism: Diachasmimorpha longicaudata
Lineage: Eukaryota; Metazoa; Arthropoda; Insecta; Hymenoptera; Braconidae
Product: transcription factor SPT20 homolog
Exons: 2
Coding region: 136-2700 (854 amino acids)
Source: RefSeq, a predicted model, not a curated record
UCUGAAAAUCACUUCACUCUUCCGCUGUACAUUCAACGUUUCUCCCGUAAAUUCUACAAAAUUCGUUUUAACGUACUUUCGGUCGCUACCAUAUCCCUAUUCCUCCAUUAAAUUGCUCACUCUAGCACUUCAAGAAUGAAUCGAAGAAAAGUAUCGGAAGGCAGUCGGAAACCGAAAGCCUUGGGGAACCGUUCGAGUGUAGCUACACUUCACCCAAACACAAACGCAAUCACUCCCUCAAAAAAUUCGGAGCCUCCACCUCGCGACAAAGGCAUCCAAUAUGGCGGCACUGAGUCUUGCAAAAUAUACCCACACGCUCCGGUUAUGCAACGGAAAGCCCCAGCUCCAAAAACGAAAUUCACAUCGAAUGACAGAUCCUUGGUAUUCUCUCCCCGAUUGAAAAGUUUUCCGGCAGAAGAACUCAGACGGUUUGAUGCCUCCCCUCGAGUUGAAACAACACCAGCACUUUUCCAAAUGAUCGGCGAUUGCGAUACUGUACCACAGUCCGAUAAAACAGUUAUCCAAUCUCGAUCGGUGCCAAAUCAUUCUAAUUGUCCGGAAGUCUUCAAUGUCGUCCCUGUUGAAAGAUCUCCUGAGAGACAACUCCAUCGUCCUUGUGUACCAAAAUCUCUGAACGUUAACGAGCACGUAAUGACGGAAAACCAAUCGGAGGGGAACUUGCGAGAAGUGAAAGAACUUGAGGAGGUGGAGAGGCAACCGGUAGGUGGUAGAAAUGCAGCUGUUUUCAGACAGCAAAUCCUUGGUUCUGGUAAAAAACCUAAAAAGAAAUUGAUACCUGAACUUCAACUCCUUCGAAACAUUCAAAAACAACAGCUAGAAUUCUACAAUGACGUGCAAUUCAUGAAAGAUCCUCGAAAAAUGCCCGAAAUUAUGUAUCCCCACUCUUCCAACUCUUCGCAAAUCCCCCAGGACCCCCAACCAUUUCCUGGAUUGGGGAUGACGUCUCCUCAGGAUGUCUCGAUGAACCAAAGUCGAAUGUAUCAACAGCCCCUUUACAAUUUCAAUUACUCGCUGCAGCAGGGACCAAGCCCUUACUUCCCAUAUCCAGGGUACCAACUGUCGGAUCAGCCUCCUUUCCAUAACCUUAAACGAGCUCCACUGUAUGUAGACGUAGGGGAGCCUACAAAUCAUGGACAAGCAACCCAAUAUGAUUAUUCCCCUCAGCAACUAUUACUACAGUUAUCGCAACAACAGGAAUGUCCUAGAGAAUUGAAUGUGAAGGAUAAACAAUUUCCUGAAAAUCUUAAAUUCACUUCGCAGAUGCUUCGAGAUCAAGAAAAAUUGAUGCUGACACUAAGGCAACAGGGAUGUCCAUAUUACUUUAUGAAACGUCAAUUCGAGGGGCUCAUAGCAGAGCAACGAAGACACCUGAUGAUGAUUCACCAACAGGAGAACUAUAAUAAGAGUGCCAAGUCCUCGGAGGAGACAAAAACACCUACAAGAAAGAGAAUCACCAGAGUAGAAGAGGAUGGAAAACCAGAGUGGAUGAGUCAUAUCACCCCUCCCUGGGUGUCUUAUGCGAGUCUGGAACAGCAAGAGAACGAUGAACGGAAGAGACAACAGGAGCAGCAAAAUCGUUACGAACAGCAACCAAACGUGCAACAGAAUCUUCAGCAACAAAGUGGGCAACCCUUCACACAACAGCCAGUCAAUCCACGUGAUUAUCAACAGUUCCAACAGCAGCAGAUGAUUGGAAAUGCGUAUGUUCCUGUCUCACAUAAUGAUUAUCAUGCCCAAAAUGCUCACCGUCCCCCUCUGCAUCAUCAACAUCAGCAGAAUAGCACAGCAGUGCCCUUCUCUCAACAGCAGUUUGGUGACUUUCAGACAACAAAUACAGCAAACAACAAUCAAAUACUUGACCCUGGAAACGCAAAAUGGGGACUGGAACCAUCAAAUUUGGUGAAACUGGAGGUUUUGACGGAGAGUGUGGGACCAGAGCGACGGAAAAAUGGACUCCAGGAUGCGGCAGCUGUGAAAGAAGCUCAGAAGAUAUUGAAUAGCCCAGCGCAAGGAAAAACUUUGGACAUGGUAGAUAAUUUGCAGAAGAGGGAGGAUCCGAUAAAGCUGAAUGGAAUGCAGGAUCCUGAACAGAAUGAUCUUCGGAAUGGGCCACAUCGAUCGCCAGAUAGCGUUCUGAAAGAAUCGAGGACAGAGGCUAGGGCCAAUGGCCUUGAGAACAAGAGGAACGAUAAUAAUCCUCGUUCACAAAUUCCAAAUUCCGCGAAGUGGAAGAGUGAAGCAAUGCCCGUGUAUCCUAGAAGAGUAGAAGAGGAAGAUCAACAACUUUACUCGAUGCAUCCAUCUGAUGAAUACGACUGGAUUCCGCAGAACGGUGCCUCCGCCCUUAGAAAUGUAAGCGCCCCUUCACAGGGAUACAAAAAUGAUUUCCAGGCUCAUGUUAAUAAUCAAGAUCAAGGUGGUACUUCUGGGAAUCCUCAGUACUUGAAUACACCAACCUCGUCGCCAUUUGAUAUGCACUCACAGCAGAGACAGAAAUAUUUGCAAGCAGAAUCGACAAAUUACCUGACAGGGAGGCAAGGGAAUGGUAACGAAAAUGAACGUAUUCAAGGACAGUCUUCCGUUAGGGGAGAGUUUGAUGAGCCUAGGGUUAUUGGUGGAGUGACCUACAUUGGGAGAAAACAGGAAUUCAUUCCAAAUUCGUCGUUUUCACAGCAAUAGUGAGGACUAGCCGCGAGGAGAAGCAUUUUAAACACUUUUUUAAUAAUAUUGUGAAGACGAUUAACAUAAUUUCAUACACCAAAAGCUCAUUUUCUGAAGAGUGUCGAAAUACCCUAUGUCAUUAGUAUUUUUAUAUAUCGUAUGUAUUUUGACCGAAAAAUUUGAAAAAUAUAUCACAUGAAAUUCA